AGCUAGAACCAAAACAAUACUUCCAGAACAUUAAGCCCAUGAUUGGUCGACUAGCUAGCCAAUAACAAUGAGCAACGAAUACGUCCUUGAUGAGUCAAACCCAUUGAGAUUGAAAAGAGCCAAAAUUGAUCAAGAUGAUGAAGAGGAAGAUUAUAAUGAUGAUUCAUCUGAUGAAGACUAUGAAGGUGACGGUGCUGCUAAAUUAGAUGAUGAGAAAGAUGAUUCUGAUAGUGACAUGUUUGCAUCUGAUGGUGAAGAUGAGAAAGAAGCAACUACUGCUAAAAUAAAGAAACCUAAAGUCGAAUUUUUAGACGUUAAACAAUUCGAAAAGGAGCUUAAUGUCGGUCAAGAUGAGUUGAAAUUGAAGUCGCAAGAAGAUGAAGAUGAAAGUUUUGAUGAGGAAGAAGAAGAAGAACAGCUAAAAGCAGAUCAAGAGUAUUAUAUCGAUCAAGAGAAUGUGAGCUCGAGUAAAAGACCACCAAGAAAAAAACCAAAAUUGGAUGGCUUCAACUUGAAACAAGAGCAAAGUGAGGGUAGGUUUGAUGUUGAUGGUAAUUUUAUACGAGCUGGAGAUGAUGAUUCUGGUGAAGAAGAAGACAAUAAGUGGCUGAGUGGUGUCAAAAAGAAAGAUAUAAAAGAGGCGAAAUUGGCGCAAGAGAAACGGGAAAAGCUACAGAAGGAACGCAGAAGAAAUAAAGAAGCACUUUCGACUGAAGAAUUACUGUUCAGCUUAAUCAAUUCAUUACAACCAGUUGAAUCUCCAAUGGAAGCUCUUCAGAGGUUGAAUAAAGGUAAACCUAAAAAGAAGUCUAAAAAGCAAGAACCAACAAAAGAAGAGAAGGAGAUUGAAGAAGUUAGAAAAAGCACUGUAAUAAAAAUUACUGAAUAUUGCGAGAGUUUGCUUGAAAGUGGAAUUUCUGAUGUUUAUGAGCUGGAGAAAGAAGAUUUGAUGCAGAAGUAUAAAGAAGAAAGCGGUAAGCAAUAUGUUAGACCCAAAACACAAGAUGAAGAACCAAAUCAAACACCUGAAAAUCAUGUCUCUAAGCAGUGGGAAUUUCGCUGGGUUGGUGAUGAUAAAGUACACGGCCCUUAUGGUGCUCGUGAAAUGGAUUACUGGAAAGGUAAUUAUUUUCAAGAUAAGGUCGACGUGCGAGAGUUGGGGCAAUCUGAUUUCGUUCAUAUUACGCAGGUUUCAAGGUUUUAAAGUCCCAUGUUCAUUUAUUCGGCUAAAUAGUUUUCUAAUGGGAAGUUUAUAUCAUCAGCUAUUGCUUUGACAUAGGAAAAGUUCACAUUAAUUUUCCACCUUGUCUUUGCACUAAUAUAAUCAACGUUACUUGAUUUUAGAAGAAUCUUGAGUGAGGAUAAAUUGGAAAUUUGAGUGGUGAUAUCUAGAUUUGAAGGAAGUUUUUUGGCAUUUUCAAGGCUGUAAACGGCAUUUAAUAUUGCCAUUAAUCUUUCCAAAUCAAAUGGUGAUGGUUCCAAUAAUCUGGAAUUCAAUCUUGUUGCCGCAUACUUUGAUUGUCUAAAAUGUUGUUUUUUCUUAUGGAAGUCUUUU
This is a messenger RNA of Hansenula anomala, 1555 nucleotides long. It is a transcript of the gene LIN1, whose product is annotated as U5 snRNP complex subunit LIN1. Gene Ontology annotation, cellular component: U5 snRNP. Bases 68 to 1204 code for a protein of 378 amino acids. Gene Ontology annotation, molecular function: protein binding. NCBI's taxonomy places the organism in Eukaryota, Fungi, Ascomycota, Saccharomycetes, Phaffomycetales, Wickerhamomycetaceae. The record is from RefSeq and is a predicted model, not a curated record. The transcript has 2 exons.